Messenger RNA from Theobroma umbraticum, 1022 nucleotides. RefSeq lists its product as uncharacterized. NCBI's taxonomy places the organism in Eukaryota, Viridiplantae, Streptophyta, Magnoliopsida, Malvales, Malvaceae. The record is from RefSeq and is a predicted model, not a curated record.
CCUUCUCUCUGAUCUUAUUAUAAAUAUGGCAUUUAUCUAUGAGAAUCGUUUAUCCUCAUUUCUUUGUGAGCUCGUCUAAAUUCCAGGGUGUGUGAAGGUAUUGAUUGUAUGUUAUAUUUGCCCCAUUGGUUUGAAAGAAUCGACGGCUGGUUCAAGAGAACUCGAAGAUGAAGGGUUCCAGUUCCAAUGAAGCAGCGGCGAAGACUAAUCAGGUUCCCCUGCACAAAACCAAACGAAAAGGUCGAAAGCGUAAAGAAGCAGAUCCUGUUGAAAGAAAGAUAAAGAAAAAUAAGUAUGAUCGAGAUCGUCGGGCUGCAUUAAACCUUGAAUUUCAGAGACUUCAGACCGUGGAAGCCCAAUUCAAGCAAAUGCAGGACAAGUACACGGAGCUGAAAGGAGAAAACGAAGAGCUCAGGUCUAUGCGGCCGAUUCUGGAAAAUCACGUAAUUGAACGUAAUCCUUCUCUUCAUGGAAUGGAAGCACGAACAAAUCAGCUUUCUUCCGGCUGGCAACUCACCAAGAUAGAGGAGCUCAAAAGACUUCACAAUGUGGAGUCCCAAUGGACGCAGCUGUGUACAGAGUUCAAGCAAAUGGAGGAAUAUGUCAAGACCCUGCGAAACGCUACUGACUCUUUAGCAAAUGACAAUGAAAUUCUGAAUUCCAGGGUGACACUUCUGGAAAAUGAAAUAGAGGAACUCAGGAGUAACUUGCAUCAAAAGACGGAGGAGCUCAAGAGGCUUCAGAAUGUGGAGUCCCAGAGCAUGCAGCAGAGCACACAAUUCUGGCAAUUGCAGGAAGAUUUCACGAUGCUGAGAAACUCUAAUGACUCUUUAGUAAAAGAGAAUGAAUUCCUGAACUCCCAGGUGCCACUUCUGGAGAAUGAAAUAGAGCAACUCAAAAGUAUUUUGCAUCAAAAGGUGCCCCCUCGCUCUUUCUCCCUUCUGUCUGCUCUUUCCUUUUUUCUUCUUUUGUGUUUUUCUUUUUUCUUUAUUUUUUUCUAUUAAUUGGCAUGAGGGAAAAAG